Messenger RNA from Ectocarpus siliculosus, 1882 nucleotides. The record is from the annotation of a GenBank genome assembly. Lineage: Eukaryota; Phaeophyceae; Ectocarpales; Ectocarpaceae.
UUGUCGAUUUUCCGUCCGACAACCGUACCUGACUCACGGCCGAAGCUGAGAUCCAGCCGCAUUUGCCGCGUACACUCCGGGAGGAUAUUGCAUUCGAUGGCGCUGCUUGAGACACCAGACUGGUUUAAAGCUGAGCGUGUGAGAUGCCUUACGGAUGCUAGCGUACCGCGAGACCAAGGGAACUGCGUGGUCUACUGGAUGAGCCGGGAUCAGCGGGCCGAGGACAACUGGGCCAUGCUAUACGCGAAGAAUUUAGCUCAGGAGGGUGGCGUGCCGCUGGUGGUGGCUUUCGUCCUCGGGGCGUGGCAGGUUACUGAGCCGAAGACCACGCUUCGGUACGCGGGUUUCAUGCUGAAGGGGCUUGAGGAGACAGAGGGGGAUCUGCGGAAAAAGAAGAUACCCUUCCACCUGUUGCAGGCUGCCGAACCACGAGACGUCGUGCCCGCUUUUGCGAAGGAGCUUGGGGCGUUGGCCAUUGUGACGGACAUGUGUCCCUUACGGGACCCCACACGCCGUGCGCGCGAGGUCGCGGAAGAGCUGAACAAGUCUGGGGACGGCACUCCUCUCUUCCAGGUGGACGCUCACAACGUGGUGCCGGUAUGGGCGACCUCCGACAAACAGGAGACAAUGGCCCGUACGAUCCGUCCCAAGAUCCACGCGCGCCCAGACUUUCUGGGAGCUAUUCCAGAGCUGAGCCCGAACCCACAAGGCACCAAGCUUCCUGCGGCGACGGACUGGAAAGCGGCUCAGACGUCCCUCGACCUCGACCGAUCCGUCCCCGAGAUAUCAUGGCUGAAGCCGGGGGCGAAGGGCGCGAGCGACAACCUCCAAUCCUUCAUCGAAACCCGAAUGAAGGGCUUUGCGGACCUCUCCAACAACCCCAACGAGGACGUGUGCUCGCACAUGUCGCCGUACUUCAACCUCGGGCAGAUGAGCGCGCAGGCGGCAGUGAUGCGAGUUAAGGCUUCCAGGCGGCACCCCGACGGAGUGAAGGCCUUCGUGGAGCAAGGGGUCGUCCGACGAGAGCUCUCCGACAAUUUCUGCUUCUACAACGACAACUACGACAACCUCUCCGGGGCGGCGGGCUGGGCACGUGAGUCGCUCGAAGCCCACGCGAACGAUCAGCGGGAAUGGACAUACUCCGUACAAGAGCUAGAGGAGGCAAAGACCCAUGAGGACCUCUGGAACGCCGCGCAACUCCAGUUGGUGAGGGAUGGCAAGAUGCACAACUUCCUCCGGAUGUACUGGGCCAAGAAAAUCCUAGAAUGGUCUCCGUCCCCCCACGACGCGCUCGAGAGGUGCUUAUUUUUCAAUGACAAGUAUGAGCUAGACGGCAGGGACCCCAACGGUUUCACCGGGUGCGCGUGGUCGGUGAUGGGUAUUCACGACAUGGGAUGGAAAGAGCGGGAGGUGUUCGGCAAGAUUCGAUAUAUGAACUACGCCGGCUGCAAGAGGAAGUUCGACGUGCAGGAGUUCGUGUCGAAAUAUGCCGGGGCGGGCGAGGCUGCCGUAGCCGCGGGAGGCACCGUGGCACCAGCGAAAAGAAAACCCUCUGCCGCGAAGGGUAGGAGCAGCGCCGCAAAGAAGGGAAAGGCAGUCAGUGGGCGGAAGGGGUAGAAAGGCUGAGCAGAACCGCAUGUUAGCAGUUAAGCAGCUCUUCGUUCAAGGUUGUGGCGACGUUUUUGGAAUGAAGGCGUCGUACUCCUUGUACUGUAAUAUAAGCGAUGUUGUUUGAUAUUUAUACUUCUGUGCUUGUAUUUUCCGAGGUGCCAUCAUGUGAGAAAUUCUCGUUCGUGGCAUGGGUGGCGUUACACUUUUCGUUGUUGAUGAACCCGUGUGGCCAUGCGGCAGACCAUGCCCCGAACGACCUGAACCGUCAACG